Molecule: messenger RNA, 444 nt
Organism: Melampsora larici-populina 98AG31
Lineage: Eukaryota; Fungi; Basidiomycota; Pucciniomycetes; Pucciniales; Melampsoraceae
Exons: 3
Coding region: 1-444 (147 amino acids)
Source: RefSeq, a predicted model, not a curated record
AUGGGCCGGAGAGAUAAACAGUCGCAGGCUUCAGGGUGCUUAUACACAAAGACUGAGCGGACUGAAGCUGUGGGGGUGUACCUCGAAUUGUGGGGAUAUAUACCGGAUGCGAGCAGAUACGAGCUACUUGUCAAAGGAUCCUCGCCCAAGCGAAAGACUAGCACCAAAAUAAACCCGAAAGGCAGAAGCAGCUUCAGAGUCAAGAAAGUCUCUGCGAAUUCAUCACCUCAAGUAUGCGUCUCAAACGUGUCGCUGGUGCUGUUUGAGAUAUCGGCUGGUGCCGGACUUGGCUUGAUUGUGUCCUUUGGGGAGUAUGUAUUGGGCAUUGCCGGUGAUAUGAAAGGCUAUGAAGGGUUGCUCUCUUGCGAGGAAAUACGGAAAGGUGGACCUGACAAAUGUUGCGGAACACCACAUGCCGCUUGCCUCGAAGUAAUACCGUAUUGA